CUUCCAAGAUGCAAAUUUAUCGACCAUCAUCCUUCCUACGUAGCUGCACACGCUUGUCCUCUUUCGUGUAAAAAAUCCAGAAAAAAUUAACCCUCGUGCCUUAAACGUCAACUUCAGCUCACGUGGCUCUCCUCACUUAAAGGACUCAAAUAUCCAAAUUUUCGUUAGGCUCUUCCAUGUCCAAAGCUUCACAUCUCUCUCUCUCUCUCUCUCUCGCUAUUAAACAGUGACGAUGUCGUUUUUAAACCGUGUUUGGAGAGCGAGAGCCUCGUCAUCAGCCGAGACAUUGAUAUUCAUAUCGCGAACUUUCACUGCUUCUUCUUCCGGAAUUGACCUUCAUCCAGGUGCGUCUUUUUCUACCAAGCUUCCCUCUCUUCCUAAAGUCCCCAAGGACAGAAAUGUCAAAUGGGUUUUUCUCGGUUGCCCCGGCGUUGGGAAAGGUACUUACGCUUCCAGGCUCUCCAAUUUGUUGGGAGUCCCUCACAUCGCCACUGGUGAUCUCGUCCGUGAUGAGCUUGCUUCGUCGGGUCCGCUUGCCUCUCAGCUUGCAGAAAUUGUUAAUCGUGGGAAAUUAGUUUCAGAUGAAAUAAUAAUAAAUUUAUUGUCAAAGCGUUUGGAAGCUGGAGAAGCUAAGGGUGAAUCCGGAUUUAUUCUUGAUGGUUUUCCUCGAACUAUAAGACAGGCGGAAAUAUUAGAGAAAGUGACAGACAUUGACUUGGUGGUGAACCUGAAGCUGCGGGAAGAAGCGUUGGUUGCCAAAUGCCUUGGAAGAAGAAUUUGUAGUGAGUGUGGGGGAAACUACAAUGUUGCUUGCAUUGACAUCAAAGGUGAAAAUGGCAGCCCUGGAUUGUACAUGGCUCCACUUCUUCCCCCUCCACAUUGUGCAACAAAGCUUAUUACCCGACCUGAUGACACUGAAGAAGUUGUCAAGGAAAGACUUCGUAUAUAUAAUGAGAUGCUGCCUGCCCUUGUUCUGGAGUUUAAGGUCCUUAAGGAGACUCAGCCAGUGGAGGAGUUUUACCGCAGCCGUGGGAAGUUGCUAGAGUUCAAUCUUCCAGGUGGUAUCCCAGAAUCAUGGCCAAAGCUGCUUCAAGCCCUGAAUCUUGAAGACCACGAUGAUAAACAAUCUGCAACAGCAUGAGUUUUUAGAAUCCUGUAUUAUAUUUAUAAGGUAAAUUAGAUCAUUCUUUGCAUGUGUAGGAAGUGCAUGCAUAUUAUUUUUACAACUUAAAGAAGCAAAUGACCGUUUAUUUGCCGUGAGUAAAAGACGACUAAGAUAAUACUAGUUAUAGUACCCCUUUUGGGGUCUGGAGAUAUUUAUGAUUGUUGUGGUGUCUGAGAGGAAGAUUGUGUCCCGUUAUUAUUAAUGAUAUUUAGCCAAUAGAUGAUCUAGUUUAUAGUUGUUAGUUGUGAUUCAA
This is a messenger RNA of Mangifera indica (mango), 1418 nucleotides long. RefSeq names its product probable adenylate kinase 1, chloroplastic. The transcript is spliced from 5 exons. Gene Ontology annotation, cellular component: cytoplasm; mitochondrion. Gene Ontology annotation, biological process: nucleobase-containing compound metabolic process. The record is from RefSeq and is a predicted model, not a curated record. Gene Ontology annotation, molecular function: AMP kinase activity; ATP binding. Lineage: Eukaryota; Viridiplantae; Streptophyta; Magnoliopsida; Sapindales; Anacardiaceae. The coding region runs from base 233 to 1141 and encodes 302 amino acids.